UCCAAUCACCUGCCACCAACAUUAGAGAACGAACACCUAAAUGCACAGACUUCAGACAGUGAUUCACUCAUCAACCAGUCUCCCACUGAGGAAAAUACUGACCAGCUGUUCAUCGAUUUAACAGAUGAAAAAACGGACAUGAUUGCCAGGAAUCUUUAAGUGAAUGGCGGAGGAUGCGUGAGGAGCAGGAUGAUGAAUAUAAUCAGUCUUUGAUAGCAGAUCAAGCCAAAGAACUGCAGAAGAUGAAUAGCGAAGAAUCUGAGAAUAGACGCAGAAAGGCUAUUGAUGAGAGAUGAGCGCAAAUCGCAAGUUUACCUGAACUUGCUCAUGGUGUGCCACUAAAAGUAAAAUAUCCAAGCGGCUUAAUGAGGACCAGGAAAUUUGUUUUAAGUGAAUCAAUUAAGGCACUGUUUGACUUUGUUGGAGAAGUGGAGGACGCUACAGAAUGGUUCCAGAUUCAGGAAGCCUUAUCACCACCUCUUAGAAAAGACCUAUGUGGAACCAUUUUUGAAAGAAAUAUCAGAGGGCCAACCACACUUUUUGUCCAGUGGAUUUCCUCCGAAGACGUAGAGUUUAUGCAGACCAUUCUUGCACCUGAUGGCAAUGACAACCAUAAUAAAGCUGAUUAUAAUUCUGGGACUGUCAGCCCUUUGGAUCAACCUAGCACCUCUAAUGAACACCUGGCAUCGUUCUCCCCUUGUUCAGAGCAGGAAGAGACUGUCCAGAAGACCAACCUUCAAACAAUACUGAGUCUCCUUUCAGCCAAGAUAGAUGAUGACAGUCCCACUAGUAAUCAGAUCAAUGUUGUAAGGGAUUAUAAAGGCAAUACCCACAACAUACUGAGAAGCACUGUUCAGGCUUUUAGUCGGCGACGAUUUAACCUCGGAGCUAGACUGGAUGUGAUUUUUGUUGAUGAUACAAAAGUGGCAGAGGGGGCUGUGGACGGUGGUGGUCCCACUAGAGAGUACCUCAGAUUGCUCCUUAAGGCUGUCCAACAGUCUAGCAUAUUUGUGGGCCCUGAAAAUAGUAAGAGGUUGCGGCUUGACAGUGAAGCUUUGCACAAAGGUCUUUACAGGCAGAUAUCUCAAAUGAUAUCAGUUUGUAUAAUUCUUGGAGGAAUGGGGCCACAUUUCUUUUCAGAAAAGCUCUUUCUCCAAGUUUGUGGUAAACCCACCCGUCCUGCAACCUUGGAUGAAGUAGAUGAUGAGACCUUUAAAGAAAUGCUUUGCAAAAUAAAAGAAGCCGAAACUCUUCCAGAAGCCAAAGCUGCCAUUGAUCUGGCAGAAGAUUGCCUGUCCAUAAUUGGAGCCUUUAGAUCCAUUAGUACUCUUAAGCAGCGGGACAUGCUGGUACAGUCAGCUGUGGAGUAUUAUGUUGAUGGGAGAUGCAAUGUUGCACUGCAACAGUUUGUCGAUGGUUUUAACACCCUUGGACUUCUUCAAGAAAUGCAGACACACACAGAUCUGUUUCGCAUCAUAUUUGUUGAAGACAAAAAACCACUGCGAUCUUCAGACCUGACAUCACUUUUUGAAGUAAACCUGUCAGAUCAAGACACCUAUAAGAGAGAACUAGAGACCAGGACCUUGUGCUUCUGGAGAGACUGGAUCAUUGAUGUUGAAGCAGAAGAAAGAAAUUCAUACAGGUUUGAAACAACAUGAGGGUGAGUAUAUGAAUUUUCAUUUCAAAGUGGAGUAUCCCUUUAAAGGUAUAGUUAAACCAUGAAUUAAAUUUACCCAAUAAUUUACUUACCCUCAUGCCAUCCUAGGUGUACAACAUCUUCCUUUCUUCAGCCAAUUAAGAGGUGGAGAAACAAUUCAAUAUGAACUGCUAGGAUUUUGUUAAAUGUUAAUCACAACAAUGCCAUAACAAAGCUAUGAAAAGUCAGAAUUUUAUUUAUUAUUUCUCCAAUUGUGUUUGGCUGAAGAAAUGAAGACAUCGUACACCUAGGAUGGCAUGAGGGUGAGUAAAUUAUGGGGUAAAUUUC
Molecule: messenger RNA, 1984 nt
Organism: Carassius auratus (goldfish)
Lineage: Eukaryota; Metazoa; Chordata; Actinopteri; Cypriniformes; Cyprinidae
Product: G2/M phase-specific E3 ubiquitin-protein ligase-like
Exons: 11
Coding region: 366-1658 (430 amino acids)
Molecular function (GO): ubiquitin-protein transferase activity
Source: RefSeq, a predicted model, not a curated record